AUGGAUAUCUCCUCAACAUUUUCUUCUUCCCUUACUCUAUUUCUGUUACUAUCAGCUUUAUUCAUUUUAUUUUCUUGGUUGUUCUGUUACUAUCACUCUUUAAUUAAAUGUUUGAUUUCCUUCUACAAGAACCGAACCCGUCUCUUAGACUGGUUCACUAAUCUCCUCAUAGAGUCUCCCACCCAUACAAUCGUUGUACACCGAUUUGGCGCUCCACGGACCAUUAUAACUGCAAACCCAGGAAACGUAGAGUACAUCCUUAAAACCCAUUUCGCCAAUUUCCCCAAAGGCAAACCCUUCACUGAAAUCCUAGGAGAUUUUCUCGGUCGCGGCAUAUUCAAUGUGGAUGGUGAGCUAUGGCAUACCCAACGCAAGCUAGCCAGCUAUGAAUUCACAGCCAAGUCCUUAAGGGAAUUUCUUGUAAGUACUUUGGAGGAAGAAAUGGAGAAGAGAUUGUUUCCCAUUCUCGAAUCGGCAAUGGAUACUGGUAGAGUCAUCGACUUGCAGGAGUUGUUAGGGAGGUUUACUUUCGAUACUGUGUGCAAGCUUUCUUUAGGGCAUGAUCCUUGCUUCUUAGACAGGGAAGAGGCGGCGCCGCCUCUUCUGGCGGAGGCUUUCGAUGUUGCGUCGGAGAUAAGUGCACGGCGAGGGGCGGCACCGGUGUUCGUCGUGUGGAAGAUGAAGCGAGCAUUAUGCAUUGGCUCUGAACGGAAACUCAAAAAAGCGAUCCGACAGAUACACGUGUCGGUUCAAGAGAUGAUCAACGAGAAGAAGAUGAGAUCGGACGGAGUAGAUCUCUUGUCACGGUUGAUACAAAGUGGUCUGGAUGAUGAGGUGAUCAGAGACAUGGCUAUCAGCUUCAUCAUGGCGGGAAAGGACACCACGUCGGCAGCUAUGACGUGGUUAUUCUGGCUGCUUUCCCGCCAUCCUGACGUGGAAGAAGAAUUAGUCAAUGAAAUUGAAGAGGUGGUGGUCAAAGGCAAUGGUGGGUCGUUUGGGUAUGAGGAGUUGAAGGAGAUGAGAUUUCUUCAGGCGUCACUGUGCGAGUCCAUGAGGCUCUAUCCACCUGUCGCAUGGGAUUCUAAACAUGCCGUUGCUGAUGAUAAAUUGCCAGAUGGGACGAACGUCCGCAAGGGAGAUCGGGUAACCUACUUCCCCUACGGCAUGGGAAGGAUGGAAGCUUUGUGGGGGAAGGACCGGUUGGAGUUUAGACCAGACCGGUGGCUUGAUACUGAAGGUAGUGGUUUGAAGAAGGUGUCUCCCUUCAAGUUUCCUGUGUUCCAAGCCGGACCAAGGGUUUGCCUAGGGAAGGAGAUGGCCUUCAUCCAAAUGAAAUACGUAAUGGCUUCCAUAUUGAGCCGGUUUCGAUUAAGACCGGUCCGGUCAGACCAGCCCAAGUUUGUUCCUCUUCUGACGGCCCAUAUGGCCGGUGGGUUCAAAGUUCAGAUUUGUAGCAGGGAUUCUUCAUCACUACCUUCCUCCUUUCCUCUCCAGCAUCAGAUGACUCAGGAAUUCUAAAUCUAAUCUUGUGGAUAUUUGAUUAUUUUAUAUGUUUUAAUGAUCAAAAUAUUGUUAUAUAGAUUAUCAUAUCAAUUAGCUAGGGUGCAUCUUGUUGUCACAAAAUGGUAA
Telopea speciosissima is the source of this 1629-nucleotide messenger RNA. RefSeq names its product cytochrome P450 94B3. The record is from RefSeq and is a predicted model, not a curated record. Lineage: Eukaryota; Viridiplantae; Streptophyta; Magnoliopsida; Proteales; Proteaceae. Bases 1 to 1518 code for a protein of 505 amino acids. Gene Ontology annotation, molecular function: heme binding; oxidoreductase activity, acting on paired donors, with incorporation or reduction of molecular oxygen; monooxygenase activity. The transcript has a single exon.